Messenger RNA from Drosophila sechellia, 2831 nucleotides. RefSeq names its product centrosomal and chromosomal factor. NCBI's taxonomy places the organism in Eukaryota, Metazoa, Arthropoda, Insecta, Diptera, Drosophilidae. Bases 1 to 2202 code for a protein of 733 amino acids. The transcript is spliced from 5 exons. The record is from RefSeq and is a predicted model, not a curated record.
AUGCCGCUCAAACGGGUACUGGCCGCCAUCGCCAUCGCCAUCUGUUGCCUCUUGGCCACUUCCUGCAGAGCCGAGGACAUCGAGGCCAUUUCCAGCAAGGCCGCGGACAAGGUCGAGGCCAUCCCCAUCCCCAUACCCACAUCCACCACCAGCAUCAGCACCAAGCUGACCCCCACCAUCGCGGAGGACUCCAAGAGCAGGACGGAGAAGCGCGACUCAUCGGAUCAGACAGGUGGUCCGUACUUGAGCCUAUCGAGCAAAGACCCGCCGUUCCGACCGUAUUACCCAGCCGGCAGCCAAUUUGAGGCGGAGACGCCCACGCCCAUCUUCGGACCCACCACGCUGCGCUACACGGCGGCGGAGGCGGCAGCAGCGGCACCACAGCCACAGGCAUUCUACGGGCAGAAGGCGCCACCGCAGCACCACCGCUUCAGCUUUGCAGUGCCGCCGCAAGUGGAAUCCUAUCAGCGACAAGUCGCGUUUAAGCCAGCUGCCCCCUCGACGCAGCCACAUCAGCAUUCGCAUUCGCAUUCGCAUCCGCAUCAGCAUCAGCAGCCGAUUUUCAAUUACGGCGAACUUGAGCCGGAGGCGAGGGCCACCGCACCACUGACCCACCACCAGCUGCAGCAGCAGCAGCACCUCCCACAGCACCACCUAAGCCAGCAGGCGAAGUACCUGCAGCAGCCGCAGCAAAAGUUGCAGCAGCGCAUCCAGUACAUAAUCGCCAUACCUCUAUCCUACAUGCGGCAGUUGCAGCAGCAGCAGCAACAGCUCCAACAGCAGCAGCAGCAGCAUCAGUUGAUCUUGGGUCCGCCGCCCACCAGUAGUAGUAGUAGUAGCAGCACCAGCACCAGCACUAGCACUAGCACCACCAGCACGGCACCACCGUCAGCAAGCCCGGCAAACGGUAAGCAUCCGUUGGUGCAGCUGCUGGGUCCGCUGGCCCGCGACCAUCAGGGUCAGUACAAGCCCUACUACCAGUCGGAUGCAGCCAGUGCACCACUGGCGGGACCCGGUGCACCGCUGAUCCACCAGCCGUACUUGCAAAUACCCACCAGCCUGCUGAUGGCCGCCGCCCAGCAGCUGCAGCAGCAACAACAACAGGCUGUUUACGCCAAAGUGGCAGCCCCACCUGCACCACCGGCACCACCCAGCUACCAGCCCGCCCAACUGAUCUACCAGCCGCAGGCACAGGCGCACCACCACCAGCCGCAGAUCCAACUGCAGCUGCAGCGGAUCUUCCUGCAACCACCGCAGCCUCAGCAAUCCACCAUCUACGCCGAGCAACCAGCUCCACUUUAUGCGUAUCCGCUGCAGCAGCAACACCACCAGCAGUACCAGAAGCCGCACCAGCAACAGCCCCUGAAACAGGCGCAUCAGUCGCAGCAGCAACACAAAUACACGCCUGCAGCGCCGACAUCUCCGACAGCAUUGACAACAUCAACAACGAGCACCGCAGCAACAUCAGCUGCAGCAGCAACAGCAGCGGCAUCAGGAACACCACAGGCUGCCGCAGCAGCAGCAGCAAUAGCGACACGACAGCAACACUUGCCCCUGGUGCACUACAAUCCCAUUUACGUGCAGGCACCCGCCGAGCAGCAGCAUCAGCAGCAGCAUCAAUUUGCCAUAUUGCCACGUUUUAGCAAUGGUAACCCCAAGGCCGUUUACAGCCUGGCCCACGAGUCAGCGGGAGCGGGGCCAGGAACGGGAAUAGGAGCGGGAGCGGGAGCGGGAGCGGCAGCGGGUCCCAUUCACGUGGUCAGAUUGUCGGCGGCAAAUGGGCCCCCGAUCCAUCACUACCACCUCUACCAGCCGACGCCUAUGCUGCAGCCGCUCUAUGGCCAUGCCCCGCAGCAGUAUGUGUCGUCCUAUGCGACCGGCGACAAAGUGCAAGGUCCCAAGUCGCAGGUACCCGUUUCCGGUUCCGGUUCGAGCUCCGGCUCCCUUUUGGCCGGACCCACGCCAUCGCCCCUCAUGACCGCGGCCUCGCCGGCCAUUAUACCAUACUUCAGCCAUCCGGGCGCCGUGCAUUAUGGCACGCAUUUGUACCAUCCGGGCGCAGCAACAGCAUUGGGUGCAACAGCAUCGGCCACAUCAGCAGUAGCAGCUGGGCCCAGAGCAGCAGGACCAAAGCAACAGUCGACCGCAACAAGUGGGGGACAGCUGCCAGGUGACAGCAACAAUAUUGUGAAAUAUCCCUAGGGCGAUCAAAGCAACAAUGACAGCGGCAGCAGCAGCAACACAAUCGCCGCCAGGAGCAACAUCACCACCCAUCACCCAUCACCCAUCGCCAUCGGCGAGGAUGGAGCUAAGCUUUAAGCUCGGUUUCAGGACCCGGCAACUGGAGCAGCCAGGACCUUCCACUCCGCCCGGCGACCUGUGUUCGGAUUUCCCAUUUGUUAUACGCUCUUGCUGCUCCUGUUUUCGGUACGUUGUACGCUAAUUACGUAUUUUACUCGAUUUCAAAAACCCCCUUUGGAGCCCAAGCUCCUCCCUGUUGUUAUGCAAAUGCGGUGCCUUGGCGUUUGCUUUUCCCACUUUUAAUGAGUUCGCCCGUACUCGACGGUUUUUGCGCUCGUUCGGUUUUUGUGUAAAUAUUUAAGAAAUUUUCCAAUAGACUCGCCAAAUAAAUAUUUGCCUAAGCCUACAUAUACGUACGUCUCCGCUGUUUUAGCCCAAGAACUCGUUAUUUGUAUGUUAAUAUUAACAAUUAUACUCACAAUUAAACUCAUUCUAUAAACUGGAAACGCUUCGUUUCAUUCGGUAAAGGAGUAAGUAAAAUCCGUUAAAUGCGAUUUUUUUAUUUGUUAUAUCCGUGAGACUAUAAUCGC